AAGUCCGCUGGAAAAACCUGCUGAUUUUAGCUGUUCUGGCUAACAGUUCGCUGUCCGCCGACGUCCUGCCGGAGUGCCGCAGAGCAAAGAGCCGUGUAAUGUGAGGCGAUGCUCUCUCGGCCACCAUGCCCAGUGUCACGCUGCGGUACUUCUGUUAUGGUUGCCUUGUCACCUCAGCAACCUGGUCCGUCCUCCUCUUCCUCUACUUCUCCCUGGGGGCGGAGCCUAACAGGACCCCCAUUCAGCACCGCAGCCAGCCAAUCAGCAGAAGCUUAUCUGACCACAGGGCGGGGCGUCGGCCUCCUGCAGCCAGUAGGGGGGCGGAGCUAUCGUCAGAGAUGGGGAUGAUCUUUAAUGAAGCGGAUCAGGAGRUUCGGGACACCGGAUACCAUCGCCACGCCUUCAAUGUCCUGAUCUCCAACAGACUGGGGUACCACCGAGACCUGCCAGACACCAGAGACCCACAGUGUCAGAAGAGGUCCUACCCUCAGGCUCUACCUUCUGCCAGCGUAGUGAUCUGUUUCUUCAACGAGGCGUUCUCCGCCCUGCUCAGGACCAUCCACAGUGUUCUGGACAGAACCCCGACCUACCUGCUGCACGAGAUCAUCCUGGUGGACGACCACAGCGAGCUGGAGGAGCUGAAGGAUGACCUGGACAGGUACAUCAGGAUGGAGCUGCAGCCUAAAGUCCACCUGGUGAGGAACCAGAGGAGGGAAGGACUCAUCAGAGGACGUAUGAUAGGAGCCUCCCACGCCACAGGUGAAGUCCUGGUCUUCCUGGACAGCCACUGUGAGGUGAACCAGGUGUGGCUGCAGCCCCUGCUGGCUCCGAUCCAGCAGGACCGGCGCACCGUGGUCUGCCCCGUCAUCGACAUCAUCUCUGCCGACACCCUCACCUACUCGCCCUCCCCCAUCGUCAGGGGGGGCUUUAACUGGGGGCUCCACUUCAAAUGGGACCCUGUACCCCCCUCAGAACUGAACGAGCCUGAGGGGGCCUCUGGACCCAUAAGGUCUCCCACCAUGGCCGGUGGUCUGUUCGCCAUGAACAGGAAGUAUUUUAACGAGCUCGGCCAGUACGAUGCUGGGAUGGAUAUCUGGGGUGGAGAGAACCUGGAGAUCUCCUUCAGGAUCUGGAUGUGUGGUGGUCAGCUCCUCAUCAUCCCCUGCUCCAGAGUGGGUCACAUCUUCAGGAAGAGACGUCCCUACGGCUCCCCUGGUGGACAGGACACCAUGGCUCACAACUCUCUGCGGCUGGCACACGUGUGGAUGGAUGAGUACAAGGAGCAGUUCCUGUCUCUGCGUCCAGAGCUGCGUGAGCGAGGUUACGGUGACAUCAGUGAGCGUGUGGCGCUCAGGAAGCAGCUGCAGUGUCACUCGUUCCGCUGGUACCUGGACACGGUUUACCCCGAGAUGCAGGCGGUGGCCAAGGGCAACAAGCAGCAGGCGCUGUUCAUCAACAAGGGCCUAAAGAGGCCGAAAGUCCUGCAGCGAGGGCGGCUCAGGAACCUGGCAACCAGCCGCUGUCUGGUGGCCCAGGGUCGGGUCAGUCAGAAGGGCGGGGCCGUUGUCCUCAGACCAUGUGACUCAAGGGACAGUGAGCAG
Molecule: messenger RNA, 1601 nt
Organism: Austrofundulus limnaeus
Lineage: Eukaryota; Metazoa; Chordata; Actinopteri; Cyprinodontiformes; Rivulidae
Gene: galnt11
Product: UDP-N-acetyl-alpha-D-galactosamine:polypeptide N-acetylgalactosaminyltransferase 11 (GalNAc-T11)
Biological process (GO): protein O-linked glycosylation; regulation of Notch signaling pathway
Cellular component (GO): Golgi apparatus
Molecular function (GO): polypeptide N-acetylgalactosaminyltransferase activity; Notch binding
Source: RefSeq, a predicted model, not a curated record